This is a messenger RNA of Linderina pennispora, 246 nucleotides long. RefSeq lists its product as uncharacterized. Lineage: Eukaryota; Fungi; Kickxellomycota; Kickxellomycetes; Kickxellales; Kickxellaceae. The record is from RefSeq and is a predicted model, not a curated record. The coding region runs from base 55 to 213 and encodes 52 amino acids. The transcript has a single exon.
UGGAUUUUUUUUUUGCGUUCAUUCUACCACCUACCAUCUAAUACAUUCUAGCUUAUGUGGCGAGCAAGGUCGUUCUAUCUGGCGCUUCUAGCUGCACGCGUCGCAUUCUCGGUACUCCCGGCGUAUAUCCACCCAGAUGAGCUGUUUUCAGGCGCCAGAGGUUGCGGGCCAACGACAUAUUUGGCUAGAGGCAGUGCGAACAUGGGAGUUUGACCCACAGGCGCCGAUCCGGUCCAGCGUGCCAAU